AAAGCAAACAAAAGAGGGAAAAACCACACUUCAGAUCUCAAUUACAAGAAAAACACACACUCUCUUCUCUCUUUUUUUCUUCUUUUCUCUUCUCUUCUCUUCUCUUCUCAUCAUCACAGAUAUAAAUUUUCCUUUUUUUUUUUUAAUUUUCUGUUUGAAGGUCUUUUGUUCAGAUUCGAAGUCUUCAAAACUUCUUUGGUUUUUACUGUCUUUUGGCAUAACCCUAACAUUUAGUCUUCUUCCAGCUGAUAUCUUUUUUCCUUUGUCAACAGAAGAUCAUCAUCAUCAUCAUCAUCAUCAUUUUAAACACAAACCAAAAAAAACCCUUAAGUUUUUUAGCUGUUUGUCUGCAAAUUAACAAAAAUUUAAAAAUCCCUUGGUCUUUUCUUGUUUGUUCUUGUCUAAACCGUUCUUCAAUCCUUUCCCAAAUAAGAAUCCAAAAAACAAAACAAAAUUAUGUCAACUAAUCCUUUUUCUCUUCUCUCUUCUACUACCACUUCCUUCCCUCACCCACAAGAUGCCAACCCUAACCCUAACCCUAAACCGAAACCCUCCGCUGCUGCUGCCAAGAAGAAGAGAAACCUCCCCGGAACCCCAGAUCCUGAUGCGGAGGUUAUCGCUUUGUCGCCGAAGUCGCUCAUGGCGACGAAUAGAUUCAUAUGUGAAAUUUGUAACAAGGGGUUUCAGAGAGACCAGAAUCUGCAGCUUCAUCGACGAGGGCAUAACUUACCGUGGAAGUUGCGACAACGGACGAACAAGGAACCGAUUAAGAAGAAGGUGUAUAUUUGUCCAGAAAAGACAUGUGUCCACCAUGAUCCGUCGCGAGCUCUCGGAGACCUCACCGGAAUAAAGAAGCAUUUCAGCCGGAAGCACGGCGAGAAGAAGUGGAAAUGUGACAAGUGUUCUAAGAAAUAUGCAGUUCAAUCUGAUUGGAAAGCUCACUCCAAAACUUGUGGGACUAGAGAAUAUAAGUGCGAUUGUGGAACUCUUUUUUCCAGGAAAGAUAGCUUCAUAACUCAUAGAGCAUUUUGUGAUGCUUUAGCUGAAGAAAGUGCAAGAAUCACAACAGUUUCAGCUACAAAUAUUCUCAAUAAUCUAAGAAAUGAUUCAAAUAAUAUCAAUCUUCUUCAUCAACAAGCUGAUCAUCAUCAAUCUUUGAUUGAUCAUCAUCAAUCUCUUGGAGAUAUUUCUGGACUUUCCCAAUUCACUAAUCAUUCAGAUCAUUUCUUGAGAGAUUUUGAAGAUCAUCAACAAAAGAACAGAUCUCCAUUAUCACUUUGGUUGAACCAAGCUUCUGCUGAAAAUGCAAUCAACAGCAACAACAGUAUUUCCAACUUUUUUGGAGCUUCUUCUUCUUCUUCCAAUCUUUUCGGAUCGAUAACCGAAAACGGGCUUUCGAUGUUGCCAGUGAUGGAGAAAGAAGAUGUUGAGAAUAAGGGAAGUAAUAAUAAUUUUUCUAAAGCUACAUCAUCGUCGGCAGCAGCGCUGUUGUCGGGUCAGUCUUCUCAGUCUGUUGUUUCUUCUUCUCCGAUGUCGGCCACUGCCCUUCUGCAAAAAGCUGCUCUUAUGGGCUCAACUAGAAGCGGCAAUAAUAAUAAUACCCCGCUCUUUGGUUCGGGUGCUUUCGGAGUCAUGAGUUCUUCGUCGUCGUUGUCCUCAUCGUCGUCUUCCAAUGCAGUAAGCAGCUUGAACUCUCUUAAUAAAUCUAGAAGCUUGACAAUGGUUGACUCGGUUCAGAUGAUCGGUAGCAACUCCGACUUAAGCUCGAAUUGUCUCAGCCAACUUCUAAUUCCACCAAACGGUAACAACGCUAUGAGAAGUAGUGGACAAACGAGGGACUUCCUCGGAGUCGGAGGAGGAGAAGCACCCCGACCGCCAUUCCUUCCACCAGAGCUAGCAAAAUUCACCACCAUAAACUCAACAAUGGGACUAAGCCAAUUUGCCGCCAACCACUAAAAUCUCAUCAUCAAAAACCAUCAAACUUAAUCAAAAAUAUCGGAAAAGUGCAGGGCGGCGGAAACGGUCAGAAGGGGCCGACGGCGGGGCCACCGGUGAAUGUUUAAAGUUUGGCAGUUCCAGAAAGCAGUAAAAAGAAGCCAUGCAAUGCAAUGUAAACUUUUUUUUUUCUUUCUUUUUUGUUAUUUUCUAUGUUGUCGUUUGAACUUUUUAAUUUUUCUCCCCAUUUCUUUUCGUAAUUUCGCUUUCAAAUUAUUGCAUUUGCCAGAGAAAAGAAACUACUUCUAUAGUUCUACAUAUAUAUAUAUAUAUAUAAACUUAUAUACA
Messenger RNA from Cucumis sativus (cucumber), 2283 nucleotides. RefSeq names its product zinc finger protein BALDIBIS. NCBI's taxonomy places the organism in Eukaryota, Viridiplantae, Streptophyta, Magnoliopsida, Cucurbitales, Cucurbitaceae. The transcript has 5 exons. Gene Ontology annotation, cellular component: nucleus. The coding region runs from base 457 to 1956 and encodes 499 amino acids. The record is from RefSeq and is a predicted model, not a curated record. Gene Ontology annotation, molecular function: DNA-binding transcription factor activity.